CUGCUUUCGAGCUAUUUUCAGUUCGGAUUUCCGGAAGGUUCUGACGGCGUGCGUUGACCGCGGAUUUAGCCACCUUCUCGGCUGCAUGGCACAGUUCUUCCGGCCAGCUAAUGCAAGUUCUGCCGGCCAGAGUGACACGAUCGUUGUGAAUGCCAACGACGUCUCGAUGCCUCUUGCCAAAAUCAUUCCCAUUGUUAACGGACUUGUGAACACUGUGUGUACGGAUCACCAGGCUGGGCCAUUGAUAAAGCGACUGCUGCUCAUCGAAUCGAUGAACGACUUUGCGGCAAACAUCUACGAGACGUUCAGUGAGCCACCGAUUCUUACGGUGUCGUAGCACCGUACAGCGUACAGCGUGAAGAUGCUUACUCCUGCGUGAUGGAGCAGCACAAGUGGGCCUGCAGUUUGACACACUUAGAGUAGUCGGCACAACACGUCAACUUUCGUAGCUACUUGUUUUAGUAGUAAUAUUUGAAAAUGUUAUAUGUGGGGCAGAUAAAAUCAGUAGUUAAUAAUAAUAGAUCUUUUAUUAGUCACUCCUGAUAAAAAAUUGCUUUUGCUGAGCUGUCCGCUGGAUUUUUAUUAGAUGUACGAUUUUAUUGCCGGUAUGUUGACCAAUACCGUUUAUAAUGUCAUUCGAUUGUACUAUUAAUAUGUAAAUAAUCUGUAAUAAUGAGGAUUAAAAUUCGCAUUUAAAAAAAAUA
Priapulus caudatus is the source of this 704-nucleotide messenger RNA. RefSeq names its product peroxisomal biogenesis factor 3-like. The coding region runs from base 86 to 337 and encodes 83 amino acids. NCBI's taxonomy places the organism in Eukaryota, Metazoa, Priapulida, Priapulimorpha, Priapulimorphida, Priapulidae. The record is from RefSeq and is a predicted model, not a curated record. The transcript has 3 exons.